This is a messenger RNA of Rhodamnia argentea, 1620 nucleotides long. RefSeq names its product E3 ubiquitin-protein ligase ATL6-like. NCBI's taxonomy places the organism in Eukaryota, Viridiplantae, Streptophyta, Magnoliopsida, Myrtales, Myrtaceae. The transcript has 2 exons. The record is from RefSeq and is a predicted model, not a curated record. Bases 507 to 1595 code for a protein of 362 amino acids.
UCCCGAAGCAACCCUCCCUCCCUCCCCCUCUCUCUUUCUCUCUCAUCACGUGGCUAUCACGCUCGCUCUUAUCCGUCAAGUCUCUACCUUAAAAAAUUCGAAGAAAAUGUCGGCACCGUCGGAUUCUCGCCAACUUGUCCUCCUCUGCCUCCCGUCGCCGCCAGAUCCGCAGCCUCCUCAAUCAUAUCCCCCCCGCCGCUGUUUCCCCUGCCACGUCGGCCCAGCCAUCGGUGACCCCACCAGAGCAGAACAUAUAAAUCGUGAGCAGCUUUGCUGGUCAGUCUCACUGGAGUAGGUCGCAAGUUUAACGUUUUGAAGGAGAUAAAGAUAAGCCUCGCGCAGAAAAACAGAGUUCCAACUACAAUUCCCAACUUCCAUCCAUGUCCAUGUCGCUGUCUUCCCUCUGAUUAUCUCCUCUGCCCAUCUCUCUCUUCCUUCUCCUGAUUCUUUUUCCUUGACCCAGGAGCAGCUCGCCUCCCUUUUCCGGGUCGAAUCUCGGGAGGUGGAUGAGUCGGGCGUUCGGUUUCCUCUGCGCGCUCGCCGCUCUCGGGUCGGCUUUGCUCGAGGUCGGCUGCGUCCGCGCGCAGGGAGGCACCGCGAGUCCGGGUCCGAAUUCGACGCGGACGCUCAACGGCAACGGCCAGUACGGGCUCUACUCCAACCUGGAUCCGACAAUGGCGAUCGUGGUCGUGUGCACCGUCUGCGCCUUCUUCCUGAUGGGGUUCUUCUCCAUCUACCUCCGCCACUGCUCCGAGGAGUCCGCCGCCGGCUCCCUCUUGGCCGCCAGGGGAUCCGCCGCCCGGCUCGCCCCCGCCGGCGGCAGCUCGCGCUGCCUCCGGCGAGGCCUAGACCCGGGCGUCGUCGAGUCGUUCCCUGUCCUGGCCUACGUGGCGGUGAAGGACCACAAGUUGGGGAAAGGAGCGCUCGAGUGCGCCGUCUGCCUGUCCGAGUUCGACGACUUCGACUCGCUCAAGAUUUUGCCCAAUUGCGAGCACGCGUUCCAUCCGGAGUGCAUCGACGCGUGGCUCGCCUCCCACGUCACCUGCCCAGUCUGCCGAGCAAAUCAGACUCCCGAUCCGUGCCACCGACACGUCGCCGCCGCUGCCACCGAAUCGGCCGUCGACCCGAGGCGAAUAAACCAGCCACGUGUGGAAGGAGAAGAGCACCAGCCACGACGCCAACAACAACCACCGUGCGAUGAAACACAAAACGAAGUGAGGAUCAACAUGGUCGGGGGAGGAGGAGAUGAAGAGUUAGGAGGCGCGGCGGCGGCGGCGGCGGCGGCGGGGAAGCUGCCGAAGUCCCACUCCACGGGUCACCUGCUGGCUCGACCCGGAGCCGAGCCGGACCGUUACGCGCUGCGAUUGCCGGAGGAAGUCAGGAAACAGAUACGGACGGCGGCGAGCGCCAAGGUGGGGAUGAAGCGGUCGACGAGCUACGACGUUGUGCUGGCGAUAGAAGGGAGUUCGAGGAAGGGAGCGGGGCGUCUCUUGGCCGUGACGCCGUCGUUUCUGUUGUGUACAGAAGAUGGGACGGACGGUGGCGAUCGCGUGUUCGAGGUGGGCCAACAGUCGCUAUCACGGCUUCCCGUAUAGGUUCGCGUCGCAGCUUCUUUGAUUU